AUGCACCUCCCCUUCCCGUCCAAAACAAUCGGCGACGGCUUCAAGAACUACUCAUCCAUGAGAGAUCCUACUGUCAUCGAUACUGUUGAGGAGACGUUGCGCAAAGAGGAGGCCCAAGGCUUCAUCAGGAAACUGAACGAGGGGGAGAUCCUCGAUCGCAACCGGAGCUUCGUCCCUCGAGGAGCCAUCCCAAAGAAAGAUGGUGGGGCGAGAGUGAUCGACGACUACCUCCGGGCACAAAGACCUUCUCAAAAGCCAGGAGCGGAACGCUGCAAGAUGAGAGACGAAGAACACAAGACGGUCGUCGGCUUGUUGGUUAUGGCUAUCCCUAAGCCCAGUGUCCCAGCUGAUGUCAAAAAAGCGAUCGCAAAAAAAAGGCCGAGUGGAUGCAAGAAGCCGGGUGGGGCCAUCGGCAUCAUCUAUGAGUUGUUGGUCGCCAACCUAUGGAAAGAUGAAGGAAUCGAAGGGAGACUUCUAUCAGGGAUGUUCCAAGACCUCCCUAGAGUUAAGCCGAACUGGGAUGUCGUCUACACCCAGCUGAAGCCUGUGGAUCAUGCUCAAAUCGCCCUGUAUGAAAAACUCAAGUUUAUGCAAAUAUUGGACGAGGGUGGAGGAGCCCUCUUAGUUUAUGCCCGCUACAACGCUUGA
Messenger RNA from Perkinsus marinus ATCC 50983, 648 nucleotides. RefSeq lists its product as hypothetical. The transcript is spliced from 7 exons. The coding region runs from base 1 to 648 and encodes 215 amino acids. Lineage: Eukaryota; Perkinsozoa; Perkinsida; Perkinsidae. The record is from RefSeq and is a predicted model, not a curated record.